This is a messenger RNA of Rhinocladiella mackenziei CBS 650.93, 1746 nucleotides long. Its product is annotated as pre-mRNA-processing protein 45. Gene Ontology annotation, cellular component: spliceosomal complex. The coding region runs from base 1 to 1746 and encodes 581 amino acids. The transcript is spliced from 2 exons. NCBI's taxonomy places the organism in Eukaryota, Fungi, Ascomycota, Eurotiomycetes, Chaetothyriales, Herpotrichiellaceae. Gene Ontology annotation, biological process: mRNA splicing, via spliceosome. The record is from RefSeq and is a predicted model, not a curated record.
AUGGCGACAGGUCUGUUUGCAUCCUUACCAAAACCCAAAUAUACUGGAGAACACGAAGAAGUCCCUGUUCACGCACAACCCAAGGGUCCUCGAAUUGUAGGACCGGGAGUUAUCGAUCAAUCCCAAAUUGUUGUUAGGCGUUCGGGUCCUCCCCCAUAUGGUCAACGCUCAGGAUGGAGACCGCGAUCUGUAGAAGACUUUGGCGAUGGGGGAGCCUUUCCAGAAGUUCCUGUCGCUCAGUAUCCUUUAGACAUGGGUCGCAAAGGCACCGCCUCGACUUCGAACGCCCUUGCGAUUCAAGUAGAUGGCGAAGGAAAAGUCAAAUAUGAUGCGAUUGCCAGACAGGGCCACAGCGAAGACCGAAUCAUUCAUUCCAGUUUUAGAGAUUUAAUACCGCUACGACAGCGAGCAGAUGCGGGAGACUUAAGCCUGGAUCGACCGGGUCAAGAGGAAGUACAAGCGACGGCAGAGAAAACAAAACUGGCGUUGGAGAAGUUGGUGUCUGGGGCGGUGGCUGCACAGAAACCGAAGAAUGUCAAGGGCGCAACCCGAGAUGAGCCUACGUACGUGCGAUACACCCCAGCAAAUCAAAUGGGUGACAAUUCGAAGAAGAAUGAUCGAAUAUUCAAGAUUGUCAAACGGCAGGAAGAUCCCAUGGAACCACCCAAAUUCAAACACAAGAAGAUUCCUCGUGGCCCACCAAGCCCUCCACCGCCUGUCAUGCAUUCACCGCCUCGGAAGUUGACGGCCGAAGAUCAAGAAGCCUGGAAAAUUCCUCCUCCCAUCUCCAACUGGAAGAAUCCGAAGGGUUAUACCGUUCCUCUCGACAAGCGAUUAGCGGCGGAUGGGCGAGGGUUGCAGGAUGUCACCAUCAACGAUAAAUUUGCCCAAUUUGCAGAAGCGUUAUUUACGGCGGAUCGACAUGCACGUGAGGAAGUGAAAUUACGAGCACAGAUGCAACAGAAACUGGCCGAGAAGGAGAAGCUGGCCAAGGAAGAACAUCUGCGGGAGAUGGCCCGAAAAGCGAGAGAAGAAAGACAGCGGGCUGCCGGUGGCCGGAGAGACUCGGAUUCCCGACGGCGAUCGCGGUCGUACUCGGGAUCAUCAUAUGAUUCGAGAUCUCGAAGCGACAGUGAAGACGAGGCUGCCAGGGACAGAGAGCGGGCAAGGCGAGAACGAAGACAAGAACACGAGCGACAAUUACGGCAAAGCCGGAUGGGCACCGAGAAGAGAAUUCAGAUGAUGGCACGAGAACAAAAUCGAGACAUCUCGGAAAAGGUGGCACUGGGCCUCGCGAAGCCCACGCAGAACAAGGAAACCAUGUAUGACUCCCGCCUAUUCAACCAAACGUCCGGAUUCGAGGCCGGUUUCAACGAGGAUCAGCCUUAUGACAAGCCUCUAUUUGCCACCCACGACGCCAUCAACAGCAUAUAUCGACCAUCAGCGAAUCAAGAUGAUGAAGACGGCGAAGAUGCUGCAGAGAGUGCCAUGGGCAAGAUCCAGAAAUCCAAUCGCUUCGAGGUUCUGGGACGCGCGAAAGAGGGCUUCAAAGGUGCAGAUUUGGCAGAGCGUGAAGCCGGCCCUGUGCAGUUUGAAAAGGACAAAGAUGAUCCGUUCGGUAUUGAUAGCCUCAUUGGAGAGGCUUCAGGGAGGAAUAAUGGUGAAAGCAAGAAGAGAUAUGGUCUGGAAGAAGCCGGGCCAAGUGACCGGGGGGGGAAAAGGGCGAGGAUUGGCGAUGAUGACUAG